GAGGACCAGACUUUUUCUCUCUCUCUCGGACUUGAGAGACAAUGGGGACUGCAUACGACCAAGUUCUUCGCUCUGUUGCCCAGGUGAACAUCGCCGACCAGACCGAAGAUUCCGGCGACGUAGUCAGUGAUGGAGACGGUGUAAAAGUCUCGUGCUUCACUGAAGUUUUCGAUGAUGUCACAAUCCAGUUCCAGAUCAUCCGUCUCGCGAAACAGAUUUAUGUAUGGCUUGGUUGUAACUCCGCCAAAUUUGGGAAUUUGUACGCAGCCGCUUCAACACGACCGAGCAAUACCGUGAGUGUUACUUCAGUACUUGGUGGAUCAUCUGAUAACACUGGAUCUGGCAUUGCGCGUAGAUUAGUGUUGAAGACUGGACUCAAUAUAAUACUGGCUUGCAACAUCCCUAAGAACAAUCCCUUGCUCGAGGCAAAAGCUGAGAAAGUGUUGAUUAGAAAGCUGAUUGAUCUUGGUUACACAAUGCCAAGACCUGUAAGAGCAACAUAGCCAGUUUAGCUGUUUCUUGAGUUUGUUUCUCCUCUUUGUGUUCUACCAUUUUAUCUGCGGAUAAUUACUGAAUCAUUCUAACAUAUCUAAGAUCGAGUGGCAUGAAUGAGUUUUCUUAACGCUAUAUAUCUUCUCCAUAUUCAAAGAGUUGGUUCCUUUUUCAUGGCUUUCAAAUGUGUUUUUUCUUCUCCCUCUUCUUUGUCAAUUUUGGCCUGUCGUUUCGUCAUCCAAACUUGGAAGCUAUGUGGUGAUGCAUUAUAUACAACAUGCUUGAUCUUUUUUGUUGUUGUUGUGUUAAGAAGGCAAAUCCUUGGGACAUGUCUAAGUGUGAAACUACUGUAUGAUGGAACCAUUCCUCUUUCACUCUAUAUUUGUCACUUGCA
This is a messenger RNA of Camelina sativa (false flax), 886 nucleotides long. RefSeq lists its product as uncharacterized. NCBI's taxonomy places the organism in Eukaryota, Viridiplantae, Streptophyta, Magnoliopsida, Brassicales, Brassicaceae. The record is from RefSeq and is a predicted model, not a curated record. Gene Ontology annotation, biological process: proteasome assembly.